Messenger RNA from Tetrapisispora phaffii CBS 4417, 549 nucleotides. RefSeq names its product Meh1p (gene MEH1). The transcript has a single exon. The coding region runs from base 1 to 549 and encodes 182 amino acids. Gene Ontology annotation, biological process: cholesterol homeostasis; positive regulation of TOR signaling; lysosome organization. Gene Ontology annotation, cellular component: Ragulator complex; membrane raft; late endosome membrane. The record is from RefSeq and is a predicted model, not a curated record. NCBI's taxonomy places the organism in Eukaryota, Fungi, Ascomycota, Saccharomycetes, Saccharomycetales, Saccharomycetaceae.
AUGGGUAUAAUUUUUAGCUGUUGCAGAGAGGACAGUUCUGACGAGGACGAAGCCCUAUUAAGAGAACAUCAAAGUGGAUAUGGCGGAGUGGAUGAGUCCAGUGAAUAUGAAGACCGUCUCUCUGCUAAGAUAUUGAAAGAACAGGAGCAAAAGCUGCAGCAAAGGAAUGAAGAACUUAGAGAGAUUGUAGAAAAUCUGAACGGCAAAUUGAUUGAUAUUUCAAUGGUGAGCAAUAGCGAUAUUGUUGUCCAAAGCAGCGAUUUAGACGACACUGCGAGAUCACAGCUUGCUGAGCAGAAGAACAACGACAAUUAUAUGGAACUUGAGCAGGGGCAAGAUGCUGGCCAAGUGCAAUAUCAAGAGAAUGAACAACUACAGGAACAGGUUCGGAAACACCAACCGACUAUAUCACAAUUGGAUAGUAAGACAUUGACAAGUGCUAUGAGAGGAGCUUUAAAGACAUUGCACGACUCAAUUUUCUCAGAGCUAGACGAUUCAUUGACUAAAGCGGCACUCAAAAACACAAAAGAGCUAACUAUGUCAUUGUAA